This is a messenger RNA of Zea mays, 969 nucleotides long. RefSeq names its product protein CURVATURE THYLAKOID 1D, chloroplastic. The record is from RefSeq and is marked validated. The coding region runs from base 121 to 714 and encodes 197 amino acids. Gene Ontology annotation, cellular component: thylakoid; chloroplast thylakoid membrane. The transcript is spliced from 5 exons. NCBI's taxonomy places the organism in Eukaryota, Viridiplantae, Streptophyta, Magnoliopsida, Poales, Poaceae.
GUACUUCCUCAAGUCCUCAUCCCCCAUUCCUCCUCGCGGCUCAUAGAAACCUCAAAACCCAACCAGGACAGCGUCCACAGAAAGAAGAAAGAGCACAGAGAGUGGAGUAGUGGACAGACCAUGGAGCUCUGCGUCUCUACACCCCCAUCCUCCGUCCGCGCCACCGCCGCGCCCAUAUCCUUCGCCCCGCCCCGACGUGGCGCGUCUGCCUCCACCGCCGUUCCGCCCCACCGCCGCAUCCCAACUCGAGUCUGGCGCUGCGCCAGCGCGGCCGUGCCUGGCCCGGUGCCCUCCGAAGAGCCGGCAUCCGCCUCCUACGCCGUCGUCGUCACGGACAAGCCCGAUACGCCUGCCGACGACAAGGCCGAGGAGGUUAGCGCCGCGCCUAGUGGCUCCGCGGAGGCGCCUAUGGCAGAGCUGGUGCCGUCAGAGGCGUCAUCAUCCCCAGAUGAUGGCGGCCUGGAUGAGAUUCUAAGCAAGUUGAACAUUGAAGUGACUCCGACUUUAAUCCUCACUGGAUUUGGUGCUUUUAUUGCUUUAUGGAUCCUAUCUUCUGUUGUUGCUGCAGUUGAUUCAGUCCCCCUGCUCCCAAAAUUGCUGGAAUUAAUAGGAACUGCUUACACAAUUUGGUUCAUCGCACGGUAUCUCCUUUUCAAGGAAAGCAGAGAUGAACUGUUUGCAAAGUUCGAAGAUCUCAAACAGAGGAUUAUUUGAUCUAUCGUCGACCUUUUGCCACGUGUUUAGGCUUUACAGCCAGCUUAUUAUUAGGUUUUCUCCCUUUCGUUUGAAAUAUUUCUGAAUGGGUAAAGAAGGUCAUGUAUCUAAAUUGUCUCCUCAUGGGGUCUGUUAAUUGUUAUCAGACCCCAAGUUCGGCUAGUGCGCUUCUUCAGGUCAAUAUGGAUUUUUUUUUUACUCAAUCCUAUGUGUAUACUGUCGAGUAAAGCUUUAAAAAGGUGAAUACGGUUAGUA